This is a messenger RNA of Mercurialis annua (annual mercury), 694 nucleotides long. RefSeq lists its product as uncharacterized. The record is from RefSeq and is a predicted model, not a curated record. The coding region runs from base 2 to 514 and encodes 170 amino acids. The transcript is spliced from 3 exons. Lineage: Eukaryota; Viridiplantae; Streptophyta; Magnoliopsida; Malpighiales; Euphorbiaceae.
CAUGGACCAACACAUGAAGACACAUUUACUAGAUUUAUCUGAUCAACUCAACAUCUCAUUGCAAAAUCGACCGAUUGAGCAAAACUUGCAUCCGAUAAUGUCGGAAAAAGAGGUGGAGAUUCGGGGCGAGCUAGAGAUGGAUAUCGAGAGAGAUUUGGAGCAAGAAAUUAAAGAUGGUAUAUACCAUCUUGCACUAAGAUUACACAGGCUUCAUCAUCAUCAAGAAAAAAGAAACAAAAUAGUAUCUGAAGUGAACAUAAGCAUAAAAAUGGAAGGAGGGACCAAGAUUGAAAUAAAAGAGACCAAAAAAGAAUUAAAUCCUCAUGAUCAUCAAGAAAAAGCAAAAGCAGGCAGGCCAAGAACUGCAAAAUCAGACAAGUUUGAUUGGGAAAAGAGUUUAAGGAAAAGUAAAGUGAUGAACAAGACAAAUGUCCAUAUGGAUAUGAAGCUAGAAAAUGCAAGAAGGAAUGGUGGUGAUAAGGUACUUAAAUUGGGAUGGAAGUGCGAAAAUUAAAUGGAGAGUGAUCUAUAUAAUAUUUAUGUAAAUGUUAUAUUUUGUGUUUUUUUUCAAGAAAUGUAAUGUUUUGUGUUUAAUUGACAUGGUAUUAGAGUGUUAUUAGGGCUAUUGAAGUAUACAAUUGCUAACAAGCAAGUGUAAUUGUGGAUUAUAUGUUGGGAUAAUACUAUUACGACU